CUAUAUAAUUUGUUUACUUUCAUAAAAGUAAACCUGUGUGUACCGUGAUACUUAUUUGUAGGUGAUGGAGUUAUAGAGUUAACUUAAAACGACCAGAGAACAGACUAUUAUGAAGUUUUUUACUCUGGGUCAAUGUCUUGUCCUAUUUUUAAUUCUACAGCAGCAUCUUUCCAGAGGAUACUUAAAUUUGUAUCUUAGUUUAUUUGAAGUUCAAAGACUUAUAGGUCUUGUGGCAGAGUUGUAUUUUGUCAGAGAUGGUGUGAAAAAUGAAUAUGCUCUUAACUAUGUCGUACCAAUUCCAUCUAAAAUUGAUGAUUUGUACUUUACUUGGCAGAGUUUGGCAAAACAACAGGUGCUUUCAUACUCGCUUGAAGUUGAAACAUCAAAUACACAGGCAUUAUCAACACCAAAGUUAAAUAUAUCAAAUAGAGGCAAUGUACCGACAUCAGCACAGACAUUCGUAAUAUCUUUGCCUUGUUCUGGACUUGUAGAUGCAGAAGUUGAUGUUAAAAUAAAUAUAAAUUUCACAAUUUCUCACACAAACAAAACAAAAAUUGUAUUAUAUAGGAAAAAAAUUUGUCAUCAGUAUGAGAACCAAAAUCCAAACGUUUCUGUUGAUUCGAUGUUGUAUUAUUCGAAUUCAGUAAAUAUAUUUUAUGUUGCCGUGUUUUGUGCCACCUUUUUGAUGUUAAGUCUAGCCAUAUUUGUAAUAUUUUACUAUAUUAGAGAUAAAAAAGGGAGAGCGCCAAGAGAAACUAGUAAUGGACAAACAACGUUUCUCGCUUCGUUGCCACGAAAUAGUAUUAUUGCCUCCUCGUACGGAAGCUUUAGACGAAUGCCAAGUUAUUAUCUCAUAGACGAACGAUACAAGAAUUUACAGGAGCAAAUUUUGGAACUCACUAUUCAAAGAUGCAGAGUCCGACUAAACAAUGUGAUAAUGGAAGGCACAUUUGGUAGGGUAUAUGAGGGUUCAUACGUGAACGAAGACGGAGUUAAUGAAAUGGUGGUCGUUAAAACGGUAUCUGAUCAUGCAAGUCAAGUACAAAUAUCAUUGCUAUUGCAAGAGGGCAUGGCAAUGUAUUCCUUAAAGCAUAAAAAUAUAUUAAGUAUACUUAGAGUCUCAAUUGAGGACAAUACGACACCGUUCCUCUUAUAUCCUCAUAAUAAUAACUCCAACUUAAAAAUAUUCCUACAAAAAUGUAAACUAUCUGCUGAAGGAGUAUCACAUACCUUAACCACUCAAGAGGUUGUGGAUAUGGCUUUGCAAAUAAUUCAAGCCAUGCAAUAUCUUCACAAGAAACAUAUAAUUCACAAGGAUUUAGCUACAAGAAAUUGCGUAGUAGACGAUAAGCUUCGGGUACGAGUGACAGACAACGCAUUGUCUCGUGACCUGUUCCCUUCAGAUUACCAUUGUCUGGGAGACAACGAAAACCGCCCGGUCAAGUGGUUGGCCAUAGAAAGCCUUUUACAAAAGACAUUUACUCCAAGUUCGGAUGUUUGGUCGUUUGGUGUUGUUUUAUGGGAAUUAACGAGUCUUGCUCAACAACCUUACAUCGAAAUCGAUCCAUUUGAGGUUGCUGCAUACCUCAAAGAUGGCUAUCGUUUAGCACAACCCAUAAAUUGUCCUGAUGAAUUGUUUGCCGUUAUGGCCUACUGUUGGGCAAUGAGUGCAGAAGAAAGGCCUUCAUUUACUCAAUUAUACGUCUGCUUGCAAGAAUUCUAUGCUCAACUUACUAGAUAUGUGUGACGAAAACGUUUAAAAUGACUGGAUAAAAGCUUCUUAACUUUCUUGUACAAACUCUCGUUUUAAUUAAAAGAUGAAAUUGGAAGUGUAUUUGAAAAGGGUACACACUCCACAUUUUCAACCCGAACGAAGAGGACAAACAAAAUAAAUCGUCUGCUGAAAGCACCAGUAUUAUACAAAUUCGAUUUACACGCCUCGUUUGUUCUAUUCUUUCGUAUAAAAAUGUUCACGAAGAACUAAAUUUAAACGAAAGUUUAUUUUAUUUUAAUUUUUCCUAGUUCUUAAUGAAUUAAGAAAAAAACAAUUCUUUUUUAUUAUUUUUAUAUCAUUAUUAUUAGUUUUAAUAAAACUGUGUAGAUAAUUUUGUGUCUUAUUCCAAAUUCAAAUAUAGAACGAAGA
Messenger RNA from Aethina tumida (small hive beetle), 2143 nucleotides. RefSeq names its product tyrosine-protein kinase Dnt. Gene Ontology annotation, molecular function: protein kinase activity; ATP binding. The coding region runs from base 110 to 1747 and encodes 545 amino acids. Lineage: Eukaryota; Metazoa; Arthropoda; Insecta; Coleoptera; Nitidulidae. The transcript has 6 exons. The record is from RefSeq and is a predicted model, not a curated record. Gene Ontology annotation, biological process: protein phosphorylation; multicellular organism development; axonogenesis. Gene Ontology annotation, cellular component: signaling receptor complex.